AGGGCGGGGGGGGGGGGGGGAGGGGAGGAGCCCAGCUACCACCCCGUGGCGCGGGCCGGGUUUGGUCCCCUGCCCACCGCCGCGGGGCGCGGCAAGGGCCAGGCCUGCGCUCGGGGAUCGUUUGCUCUGGCCUGGCAGCGGCAGGCGGGGCCGGGCGCGAGGCGGAUGGAGCCGCAGCAGCAGCAGCCGCCGCAGGAGGAGGCGGCGGGGUCCCUGCGCCGCGCGCCGGAGGGAGCGCCCCCGGCCGGGAUUUCCCUGCACGAUUUCUGCGGGCGCGCGGGGGAGCAGCUCGUGCACUUCCACGCCAUGCGGCUGCGGGACUCGCUCUUCCUCUGGGUGGGGGCGGAGCCCGCGCUCCGCAGCCUGGCUGUGGCCAUGUGCAGCCCCCACGACUCCAUUCCAGUGUCUACAUCACUCCUGGGAGAUGCCUCUGACACCAUCUCAAAUUCUCUAGCCCAGCGACUAGCCAGUAAGACUAAAAAACAGAUCUUCGUCAGCUACAAUCUUCAGAAUACAGACAGCAGUUUCACAUUACACAUAGAGAACAGAAUCAAGGAAGAAAUGAUGGCUUUUCCAGAGAAGUUCUAACUUUGCAUCAUUGUAAGCUAAUUUGUUACUUUUUUUAAAAAGAAAAACUGACUGGGUUUCCAUAUUGACAGACACUGAGUUAAUAUUUUGGAAGUGUUUGUUAGUGUUUGUUUUACAAAAUUGUUUGGGCCAAACUUGAGUAGAACUUAAAAAAUGUAUUUCUUCCAAACUUUUUGAGUUCCUCUGCUUUGUUAGAGAUUGUCUGAUGGUAGAGAAAGGGGAUUGAGGGAGGAAUGUUUUGAGUUAAGCAAGAUAUUGUAAACUUGUGUAUGCAUGGAGCUUGACCUACCAAGAAAUUGUAAUCAGUCAGGGAAUGUUCUCUCUAUUUUAGUUGCACAUGUAAUAUACUAUGUAUCAUAAUUAGAGCAAGAGAAAACAAAUCUCUUCUAGUGCUUAUGUGAAAGCCUGGCAUGCUGUUGUGAAAAAUCAGCAAAUUAAAUAAAAGGAAGUCACAUUGACAUGACUUUCAUUUGCAGUAUGGUGGGAGAAUGACAGAAAUGUGUUCUUUCCAAAGGGAAAGGAAUUUUCCACUGAAAAGGAAAUAAAUUGUUGAUCCUAAA
Messenger RNA from Dermochelys coriacea (leatherback sea turtle), 1148 nucleotides. It is a transcript of the gene PSMG4, whose product is annotated as proteasome assembly chaperone 4. Gene Ontology annotation, biological process: proteasome assembly. The coding region runs from base 166 to 588 and encodes 140 amino acids. Lineage: Eukaryota; Metazoa; Chordata; Testudines; Dermochelyidae. The record is from RefSeq and is a predicted model, not a curated record. The transcript has 3 exons.